Bacidia gigantensis is the source of this 1806-nucleotide messenger RNA. RefSeq lists its product as uncharacterized. Lineage: Eukaryota; Fungi; Ascomycota; Lecanoromycetes; Lecanorales; Ramalinaceae. The record is from RefSeq and is a predicted model, not a curated record. Bases 1 to 1806 code for a protein of 601 amino acids. The transcript is spliced from 2 exons. Gene Ontology annotation, molecular function: oxidoreductase activity; FAD binding.
AUGUUGCUCCUCGCGCUCUAUAUACGAUUAGCUAUACCGUAUCUAGGUGCCAGAGGCCAAGUUUUGGGUUCCUUUAACCUCUCCCAGCCACAAAGUAGUGGCUGUCGUGUCAUUCCUCUCGAUUCCAAGUGGCCCACUUUACACGAGUGGGCAGCGCUGAACCAAUCUGUCGGCGGGCGACUGAUCGCAACUGUACCUGCUGGGUCGCCAUGCUACAAAAGCACCUUUGACGUGAGUACGGGGGCGUACGAUCUCUCCACGUAUGAUGAGGCUGCCUGCGCCACCGUCCAGAAAAGCUGGCAUGAGCCUUUGUUUCAUGAACAGAGUUCGUCGAGCGUCAUGCAAACGUACUUUGCCGGCGAUAGCUGUAAUCCGAUUGCCGAUCAGAGCAAUGGCAAGUGCGGCAUUGGUAAUUAUAAUCAGUACGCUAUUGAUGUUGCUGGAGACGACGAUGUCAGGGUUGGACUAGCAUUCGCGCAGGAACACAAUGUAAGGAUCCUGAUAAAAAAUACUGGUCAUGACUAUUUAGGGAGGUCUACGGGCCACGGGGCUUUGGCUCUAUGGACUCACCAUUUAAAGGAAAUCAGCCCGGUGAUUACAAACUACCAAAGCAAUGAAUAUACUGGUCCAGCACUCAAGGUUCAAGCUGGGAUCCAGGUAGGUGAAGUGUAUGAUUUUCUCGAAAAGCAAGGCUACAUGGCUAUCGGAGGUGAAUGUCCAACAGUUGGACUAGCAGGUGGAUAUAUAUUCGCUGGUGGCCACGCGCCCACGACUUCUAAGCUUGGCUUGGCCGCGGACAAAAUUCUAGAGAUUGAGGGAAUAUUGGCAAAUGGCUCCUCGUUCACAGCCACGCCUGAUAAAUACCAAGAUAUUUACUGGUUUCUGAGCGGUAGUGGUUCCAGUGGUACGAUCGCCUACGCCAAGUCAGUCACAUUCAAGAUCUUCAAGGACUUCCCUAUAAGCGGCGCCAUUCUCACCUUGCCCUACGCAGGUAUCGUUACCGACGAUGAAUUCUGGUCUUUGGUAGACACCUGGCAUACCCUCACUCCCAGCAUUACUGAUGCCGGUGGCUAUGCCUACGCUUUCUACCAAACGGGGUAUUUUCAGAUCUGGCCGCUCUUCGUUCCAGACGUAACGAAGAAGCAAACCGCUGCUCUGAUUCAACCAUUCGUCAAUCAGCUUGAUGAAUUGAAAGGCAAAUAUCCAAAAUUAGCAUACAAUCUCACAUCCUACACGUAUCCUACCUUCAAUCAAGCCUACAAAGCCCUCUUUCCUCCAUUCCAGUCGGGCACUUAUCAAUGGACAAGCCGAUUAAUUCCACGCAAUAUUAUCACUCAGCAAACAGACGCCGUUUCUCAGACAUUCAGAACCCUCUUUGAUGAUGGCGCAACAAUGGUUGAAGCAGUCAUGAACCCGAAUCUUAAGGUCGCUCAGCCGCUUAACAACUCUGUCCUUCCAGCUUGGCGUACUAACAUCAUAGAUCUUGUCGCAGGCAAACCCUACAAUGACAGUGCAUCUUUCGAAGACAACACUGAUGCGAAGAAGUAUAUAACGCAGCACUGGACGAGCGCUCUUGAACAAUUGGCCCCUGCCAGUCAAGGUGGCGGCGCUUACAUGAAUGAAGCAGAUCCAGAUGAUCCAAAUUGGCAGCAAAGCAUCUAUGGAGAGAAUUACCCGCGGCAGCUGGCCAUAAAGCGAAAGUACGAUCCGACAGGUGUUUGGUAUGCCAAAACGGCUGUAGGGAGUGAGUAUUGGGCCGAGGAUGCAGAGGGCAGGCUGUGUCCAGCCGACCCAGCAGUCUCGUAA